GUUUUUUCUGAUUACAGCUCUCAGACUCCAUUUUCAAAAUUUAGGGUUCUUAAUUUUCUUCUUCGAUCCUUCAAGUUCUUCAACUCCGAUUUCGUUUCGUCUCUUCCUGCACUUCGAUAUUGACGGAUUCUGGGAUUCUCUCCGUCAUUCUCAGCCUUAUAAAUUGAGCACGCCUCUCAGUCCAGACUCUUUAAUCCUAUUGGAUUUAUUUAUGUGAUGAAGGAUGUGUGCAUUGCUCACAGAUCUCACCAUUCCUGUCUCUGAACUGGGACUAUGAGUUAUUGGUUCCCUGACUUUGCUGCUGCUUCAUAGACUUAGCUGACUUGGGUGGUUUGAUUUGUGAGGCUUAUCGUUGCAAUGGAAUGCAAUAAAGAAGAUGCUAUUAGGGCGAGUAAAAUAGCUGAGGAAAAGAUGGAGGCUGGUGAUUUUGUUGGAGCUCAUAAAUUCGUUACCAAGGCGCAAAGACUCUUCCCCAAUCUCGAAAACAUAGUGCAGAUGAUGACCAUAUGUGAUGUGCAUUCUUCUGCAAUUAAGAAAAUCAAAGGGCUUGACGAUUGGUAUGGUGUCCUUCAGGUUCAGCCAUAUGCUGAUGCUGACACAAUCAAGAAGCAAUACAGAAAGCUUGCGCUGCUUCUCCAUCCAGACAAAAACAAGUUUGCUGGAGCAGAGGCUGCUUUCAAGUUGGUUGGGGAAGCAAACAGAUUGCUUUCUGAUCAGAUCAAACGUUCUCAGUAUGAUAACAGAUACAGAUCCCAUUCAAUGUUUGCUAACAGGCAUGUGAAUGUAUACUCGGGUCGCCACUGUGCAGCUACAAACAAUGCUGCGGAGAAUAUUGCUGGUGUUUUCACAUUCUGGACACGUUGCAGGCACUGUGGCCAGUGUUAUAAAUACUUGAGAGAAUAUAUGAACACUUCUAUGCACUGUUCCAGUUGCCAGAAAUCUUUUGUCGCCUGCAAAAUGAGGUGUGAUGGAGUGCCACCUAGUAGUUCAACCGCUGGUAGAAAAGAAUUCCAAGAUCAAGUGAUGUCUAAUACAUCUCGGCAAAAUGCUUCUACAGCAGCAGAAUCAGGCAGCUCAGCAGCUGAUAUGGGUAAGAAUGGGAAAGUCGGAGGGAAAGUCAACAAGAAGAAUCAAGAAAAACAGAAAAAUGGUGCUGUUAACAGGGGAACUAAGAAAGAAGAAGGUUGUACAGAGAAUGACGCUGAAGGAAGAAAACCCCAGACUAGUGAGACAGGUACGAAUAUUUCUGCUGAAAUGCCUAAAGCUGAUGUAUUGAAGCCGCAACAUCAAGUAAAAGAAGAACCAGAUACUAGUGCAGAAAAGUCAAUACCUGAUUUAUCAGCUCCACAGAAGAAUCGGGCACCCAAAAAGAAGAGGAAAGUUGUUGAAGAAUCCUCUAAGAGUUUUGAGGUUGAUAGCUCUGAUACUGCUGGGGCUAAAACAGAUACAAAUGAACAUAAUAAGAGGAAGUCAUCAAGGAAAAAGCCACAGGUUUCUUACGCAAAGGAGGGAAGCGAUGGUGAUUUUGUCAGCCCUCCAAAUAAAAAGACAAAAUCAGGUUUUGAAUUUGAGUCUGAGCCUAAUAAGAAGCAAACGGCUGAGGAUAAUAAGUCACCUAAACUGGCUGUUUCUGGUGUUUCUUCUGCUUCUUCACAUUCUUAUAAAGGAAAGGCCAAGAAAAAUGCGCAUUCUGGAAAUGAAGACAACUUGUCAGCCAAAAACAAAGUUAGUGAAGGCUGUGAUGGUAAUGGAGAAGAUGCAGCCUUGUUGAGCAAGAUUGGUAGAGUUGAAAAAGGAUACAAAGCUAAUGAAAAUUCUAAUCCGCUUGAUAUACCUGAUUUAGAGUUCAGUGUGUUUAAAGUUGAACGGAAAACAGAAGAUUUUGCUGUCAAUCAAGUGUGGUCUACUACAACUGAUUGUAGAGAUGGUAUGCCUAGGAAAUAUGCUCGGGUAAAGAAAGUACUGAAUGGCGAGUUCAAGCUGCGGAUCACCUACCUUGAUCCUGUACUGGAUAAGACUGAUGAAAGUAUUCCAGUUGCUUGUGGAAAGUUCAAAAAUGGGAAAACAAUGGAAGUUAAAGACAGCUCAAUCUUUUCAGGUCAAAUGCAUCACUUGCGUUGCAACAAUAUUGUUUCCAUCUACCCAAGGAAAGGGGAAAUAUGGGCUAUAUUCAGAGAGUGGGAGGAGGAAUGGAACACUAGUCUAAAAAAGCAUAAAUUUCCAUAUAAGUAUGACUUUGUGGAAAUUGUCAGUGAUUUUCAUGAUCUUAACGGGGUUGGAGUGGCCUAUCUGGGAAAACUUAAAGGGUCUGUUCAGCUAUUUCACUGGGAGCCGCAGCAUGGAAUUUGCCAGAUUCAAUGUAGUCCGAAAGAUAUGCUUAGAUUUUCUCACAAAGUACCAGCAGUCAAAAUGACUGGAAAAGAGAAAGAAUCUGUUCCACCUAACUCAUAUGAAUUGGAUCCUGCUGCCUUACCAAAAGAUAUAUUUCAGGUUGAUGCGGUUGAUAUGGAGAUGGAUAGUGAGAUCCUGAAAGGUAAAGCUGACGGCCCUUAUAAGGUUGGAGCGAAGGCCAAGGCAGUUCAAGAGACCGCAUCAUCUCCAAGGAAACGUCAGAAAUCUGAUGAUGAUAAUGAUGAUGGUGUAUGCAGUAAUCUUGGGGAAGUCAUAGGCGGAAGCAACAGAAGUCAUAUUUUUUCUUCUUGUGAAGUUGAUGAUAAGAACACAUCAACCAAAUCCAGAAAGGAUGGUGAGUCCACAGAUGUUUUCAGACUUCGAAAAUCUCCUCGUCUUCAAACAAUUCCAAACCACCAAGGAGAUGAGAAGAAAAGUGCUAAACAAGGCAACAAGAUGAAUACCCCAAAGAAAAUGGAUAAGGGUCUUGUGACAGAUUCUUUGGGUGUUGAUGAAAAGAAAACAUCAAAGUCCAGAAAGAAUGGUGAGGCCACAGAUGUAUUCAAACUUCGAAAAUCUCCUCGUCUUCAAACAAUUCCAAGCCAACAAGGAGAUGAGAUGAAAAGUACUAAACAAGGCAAUAAAAUGAAUACCCCGAAGAAAACUGAUAAAGGUCUUGAGACAGAUUCUUUGGGAGUCAGAAAAUCUCCCAAUGGCAUUCACCAACCAGCAGAGAGUCAGGAAGGAGAGAGCUCAAAGAAACAAGGAUGCAAUGGUGAAAUACCGUCUCUGUCCAAGCAGAAUGAUUUGCCAACUCAGUUGGGUGGUUCUACGUAUAAGUCCCCUCGUACAACUCAUGUGUCACCACAUUGCAAAACACCUCGAAGAAAUGCCUUUGACUUCCAGAACCUGAGAUCUGAAGACAAAUUCGAAGUUAAUCAGAUAUGGGCUAUCUAUAGCAAUGACAAUGGAAUGCCCUUAGAGUAUGUGAAGAUCAAGAAAAUUGAAACCAAGCCUAAGUUUGUGCUACGUGGAACCCCGACAGAGCUGUAUCCGCCAUCUACAGAACCUGUGACCCGCACAGUGUCUUGUGGGGAAUUCAAGUUGCUCAAAGGAAGACCCAAAAUCAUUCCUCAUGCGAGCUUCUCACAUCUGGUCAAACCCUUUGACAGUAGUAAGAGGUUCAGAUUCAAAGUAUACCCAAGGAAAGGUGAGAUAUGGGCCCUGUAUAAGAACUGUGAUAGCACUGAAGAACCUGACAUUGUAGAAGUGGUGGAAGAUAACUGUGAUGGGGAGAUCGUAAAGGUGGUGGCUUUGACUGCUAUGGGCUCUAGUUUUCAGAGGAAACAAGGGUCGGAUGUGGGUUUAAUUGACAUUUCAAAGGCAGAAAUGAGUAGAUUUUCUCAUCAGAUUCCGGCUAUCAGACACCCAAAGAAGACAACAAGGCUAGUUAAAGGAGGAUACUACUGGGAACUUGACCCUAUAGCAAUUCCUAGUCGCACUAUUGUCAUAGACUAAACACAGUUCCACGAACUGACUCGUAAGUAUGCAUCAGAUUUCUUUCUUCAGAGAUCAUGUGUAGUAGAUAUGCAUAAUUAGUAGAAUGUAAUGGUAGCUUAAGUUGUGAGUGAAGAAAACAUUAUUCGCCGAUGCUGUUUCUGUUCUACUAGUAUUACUCAGCUUUUGAAUUUCCAGUAUUUUCCACAA
Messenger RNA from Arabidopsis thaliana (thale cress), 4098 nucleotides. Its product is annotated as DNAJ heat shock N-terminal domain-containing protein. The record is from RefSeq and is marked reviewed. The transcript is spliced from 3 exons. The coding region runs from base 358 to 3909 and encodes 1183 amino acids. NCBI's taxonomy places the organism in Eukaryota, Viridiplantae, Streptophyta, Magnoliopsida, Brassicales, Brassicaceae.